This is a messenger RNA of Paramecium pentaurelia, 1405 nucleotides long. NCBI's taxonomy places the organism in Eukaryota, Ciliophora, Oligohymenophorea, Peniculida, Parameciidae. The record is from the annotation of a GenBank genome assembly.
AAUGACUGAUAUUAUUGAGAAAGUACAAUUAAGUAAGCUCCCUGAGUAUGUUCAAAUGACAGAAAAGAAAGGAUAUGUGAUGAGACAAUAAUUUAUAUCCAAAGAUUUGAUGCCUUUAUUGAAAUAGUGUUUUUGUGGUCAAUAUGUAAAUCCAGAUUAGAUUCUUGUGCUUUGUCCUUCAUGUGAAAAACCAUAUCAUGCUGAAUGUUUAAUGAAACAAUUUGAUUAAGGAAAUGCUAAUUGUGAUUCAUGUAGAGAAGUUCUAUCUAAUCUAUAAAUAACAGAUCGUAUUAAAGAUGCAUUAUAGACAAGACCAUUUACAGUUGUUAUUUAAUCAAAUUAAUAAAAAAAUCAUGAUUAAUAAAGAGCAAUUUAAAUUGAAGAGGAAGAAGAAGAAGAAUAAUUAGAUAGAAAUGAAAGAAGAAUUGAUUUAGAGAAAAUUGUUAAAAAGAUAAAAACUAAAGAUGGCCCAAUACAAUCUAAAGUAUAAAUUGUAAAAUAAGAUUCAAAUAAUAAUGGAAAUUCUAGAAAUAAAAAUAAAUCACAUGAAAUUACUAUUGCAUAACCCAAUCCUCCUGAAUAAUAAAAACAAUAAUCUCAACCAUUUAAAAAUAUAUCAACUUAAGCAGUUGAAAAAAUGAAAAGUUGGGUUGAGAGAUAUAGAUAAAUGGAAUCUAAUGCUACAAGUUUUGAAAAGAAAAGAUAAGAAGUUAGAGAAAAAUUCUUUUCAGUUAUUUUUUAUGGUAUUGAAGAAUUAAAAGAUAUGUAUUAAAGAGAUUCAAAAUCUAUUACAUAAUUAGAAAAAGAGAUUAUCAAUAAUUCUGAAACAGCCUUAUUUCAAUAUAUAAAGAAUUUGGCAUUAGAUAUAGAAGUUUAUAUUCAUAUAAAAUUUAAUACCUAAUAUAAAAAUAAAUUAGAACCUUUAUAUGUUGAUAGAUGCAAACUCAUUUAUUUACAUAUGAAAGAUGACAAAAAUUUAGAAUUGAGAAGAAAAGUCAUAUCUAAAGAAUUUUAAGCAUAAGAUUUAAGUACAAGAGAUGAAAGAGAUCUCUACAAUCCAGAGAAAAGAAAAUAAACUUAAGAGAUAGCUAUGAGAGUUAUUGAACUUAAUUAAAAGGAUAAUGAUGAAGAAUAAAAAAUUAUUAAAGAUAUUGAAGAAGUAUCAUUUUCAAGAAAUGUAAAUAUUUAUUAUUUAUAUUUAUAGUAAUCAAUUAAUGAAGAGAUUUAAAUAAAAACUUAAAAGAAGGAUGGACAUUCAUCAAAAAAUCUAUUGAAAGAAAAAAUGAUGGAAUAUUCAGUUGAAAAAUCUAUAAUGAGAUUUAAAAAAAGAAUUGCAGAUGAACUUAAUGAUAAAGAACGUUUACAAAUAUUAGCAGGUUUAGAAUAGUAUCAACUAAAUUAAUGA